Caenorhabditis angaria is the source of this 381-nucleotide messenger RNA. The record is from the annotation of a GenBank genome assembly. Lineage: Eukaryota; Metazoa; Nematoda; Chromadorea; Rhabditida; Rhabditidae.
AUGUUUGUAUGUUCAUGUAAUGAUCGGAAUCGUGAACAAAUUCAUCUUCAGAGAAGACAGGUAAAUAUAUCAACUCUGCUCGUUUUUUCAAGCCUAACUCAUAUUUUUCAGGCUCUCCGAAAUCGCCAAAGAGACGCUGCAAUAAGUGGAAAAAGUAUUCGUAGUGUUAUCGAAACUGAAGUCGAAGAUAAUCCAACAACUUGUCCACAUUUAACAUGUGUUCGAAUGACUCCUCGACUCAAAAAUCCCGAAACUGCCGAUGUUUAUCAUCGUUUAUCACAAGGUGAUGAAAGUAUCAAACGUAUUGACAAAGAAAAACCACCGCCAGCAAUUGAAAUAGCCACUGAAACUAAUCAUUCUUCUGAAGUUUCGAGUGAAUAA